UCCUUCAGUCAGAUUCACUCUGGCUUCAGCCUGAGAGAGAGAGAGAGAGAGAGAGAGAGAUGAGGCUCCAUUCACUGCUGCUGUUGAUCGCCCUCGGUGGCUGCGCUGCUGCAGAACCUCCAGGACCAACACUGAUCCAAUUAAACUCAAUCUUCCAACCAAACCGGUCAGCGGUCGUUCUGACUGCCGGCUCUGAGGUCCAGCUUAGUUGCCUUGGUGAUGGGUUGGUGAACAUAUCCACCACUGCGUUUCGUCCAUUACCGAGGAAUUGUCAGAACACCUUGCAGAUCAAAAGUGUGUCUCUCAGACACACUGGUACGUACCAUUGCAGGUACGCCAACCAGAGCCUGGAACACCUGAACACCUGGAUACACCUGUAUGUCAAAGAUCCAGGUAACAACUCUGCUGUGUUUGUCACGCCUCGCUACACAUCUAGCUAUCCUAAAGAGGGUGACGACUUCCUGUACAAGUGUCUGCUGACUGACCCAGCUGUCACAGAUCUCACCCUCCAAUCAGAGGGUGGGGGUAGGGGGCGGGGCCUGCCCCCAGGUAUGAACGUCACCUUAGACCCUCAAAAGGGAGCCUUGAUCAAACAUGUGAGGAUGUCCUUCAAAGGCCAAUACGCCUGUUCAGGUUGGAGGAAUGGGCGAGAGUUCCGAUCAGAGCCGUUUGCCCUGAUGGUGGCUCCCAUGGACCCUCCUCCCUCCAUCGCUGUGAGCCAGGGUGAGUGGAUCCGUCUACCAGGAGAACCGUUUACCGUCACCUGUCAGAGCAGCAACCCUUCUCACAGCUACACCAUCGCCUGGACUUACCCACACACAAAGGACCUGGCAGUCAGUGAAACCAAGUCCUACAUCAAUGGGUACUUUCACAUCAGCAGCACUCUGACCGUCUCUGCUGUCAACCGUCAACACAGCGGUCUGUACACCUGUGCUGCUUAUGGCAGAGCUGGGGUUGCCAAGGCAACCACCCACCUGACCGUAUUGGAUCACCCUUACCUGAGGAUCUACCUUCAGACUGCCAACACCCAGCAGGUCUCCGAUGAUCUGCCUGGCAACUUCAGCAGGGAGGAGACGACUGGGGAGCCAGCGGCUAACGUCAGCUUCGGUUCGGAGGAGCUGCAGAGAGAACUGGUGUUUAACGGGAGCAGAGGCAGCGGCUGCAGGACGGUGGAAGUGUUCGAAGGUGGAGACCUGACCCUGACCUUCGUCAUGGAGGGCUAUCCUCCAAUCAGACAGCAUCACUGGACGACACCGGAACACGUAAACAAUGAUGGCAGCAGUGUGUAUGAGAGAAGCUACACUGCUACUGCCAACAGGUCAGAGGCCAACCUUCUGGUGCGGCGAGUUCGUCAAGAAGAUGGCGGUCGAUAUUCUUUUAAUUUUUCUAACUUGUUCUUUAACGGGUCGCAGGAUGUGGACCUCCGGAUCUACCGUUCUCCGACUGUCAGCGUCACGCAGCAGAACCAGUCCCUGAUGUGCAGCGGUUCUGGUUACCCCCGGCCCACGGUCCUCUGGUCCGUCUGCACCCAGGUGGACAGGUGUGAUCCCAGUUCCAACCACAUGGUGUCUCCAUCUGCUGCAACCUCAGAGGAUGGGGAGGAGGUGAGGACAUUCUUCCCUCUGUCCAGCCCUGACGAUGAUGUCACAGUCAUGUGUUUGGCGUACAACCGGGUGGGCGAGUCUCAUCAAGUGUUUGUUCAUCGUUCCACAGGACUUCGCACCGUCUUCACUCCAGCUUUGAUUGGAGCGCUGAGCGUCUCCUCCGUCCUCCUCCUGCUGCUGUUGAUUGUGUUCUACAAGUGCAGACAGAAACCAAGGUAUGAAAUUCUGUGGAAGAUCAUUGAGAGUAACGAUGGCAACAACUACACCUUCAUUGACCCCACCCAGCUGCCAUACAACCAGAAGUGGGAGUUUCCUCGAGAUAAACUGCGACUUGGGGGCGUCCUGGGCUCGGGGGCGUUUGGAAAGGUUGUUGAGGCGACGGCGUACGGCCUGGGAACAGAAAACAAGGCCACCAGAGUUGCUGUCAAGAUGCUCAAACCCAGCGCUCACUCCGAGGAACGGGAGGCUCUGAUGUCAGAGCUGAAGAUCCUCAGCCAUCUUGGUUACCAUGACAACAUUGUUAACCUGCUGGGCGCGUGCACGCAAGGAGGCCCCAUGCUAAUGAUCACAGAGUACUGUAGCCAUGGCGACCUACUCAACUUCCUACGGACUCACGCGCCAGACUUCAUGGCGUCCAUGAUCACCAUAGACGAGGUUGGAGAUGAGGUCUUCUAUAAGAACUUGACAGGACAGCCGGAAAGGCUACGGAGUGACAGUGGGAUCUCGUGCUGGUCAGAGUACCAGGAGAUGCAACCGGCCCUGAUUCCAGGUCCAAAUGAGCCAGGUGAGCACAUGGUGAGCCUGUCCCUCUGUGACCUCCUGAGGUUUUCCUACCACGUGGCUCAGGGAUUGGACUUCCUGUCCUCCAGAAAUUGCAUCCACAGAGACGUGGCGGCGAGGAACGUCCUGCUGACCGACUGUCGGGUGGCAAAGAUCUGUGACUUCGGUUUGGCUCGAGACAUUCAAAACGACGACAGCUACAUCGUUCAGGGAAAUGCCCGGCUGCCGGUGAAGUGGAUGGCUCCAGAGAGCAUCUUUCAGUGUCUAUACACAGUUCAGAGUGACGUCUGGUCCUACGGGGUCCUGCUCUGGGAGAUCUUCUCUCUGGGUAAGAGUCCGUACCCAAACGUUGUUGUGGAUACCAACUUCUACAAGAUGAUCAAAGAUGGCCACCACAUGGAGCAGCCGGAUUUCGCUCCGAAUGAAAUGUAUCACCUGAUGAAGCUCUGCUGGAGUGGGGAGCCCACCCACAGACCCACCUUUAAAACCAUUGGUCAGCUCAUCGAAAGACUCCUCCCCCUGACCAGUGACAUGUUGCCGCGUCACAGUGACCAGGUGAUGUAUGAAAACAUUGAUGAAUGCAGAGCAGAAGAAGAGGAGGAGGAGGAGGACGAGGAGGAUGAGGUCCAAGGUGGAACACUGAAGAGAAAAGAGGAAGAGCAGGAUCGCCAUGACGAUGGCGAAGGAGAGGAGAGGGAGCCGGCGAUGAACAACAUCUACCAGCUCUCCUGAUGAGUGACCCGGUGAAGAUCAGUAGAGCAGCCAUGAACUCACAUUGAGUUCAUCUCAUCUCCACACAUCUCCAGCUCCUCUCCCAGAGACUAAAGCCAAAAAAGGAAAGAGUUGCCGUUAAGCCAGCCUGGUCCUGUCUGAUCCAUUCUACAAACUCUGGAUCUCCAACCGAUUGAAGGUUAAGAGGGUUUCAACGUGCAACCUUCUGGAUCCGGGUGGGGUCACCAGCUGGGGUCACCAGGUUGUCCGUCCAACAUGGUCUCUCGUCUGAUUUCUUCCUCUUCAAGUUUGUCGGUUUUGGACGUGAAGCAUUUUUCUUCUUCUCUGAAACGUGUUGCUCGAUAAAUUCGUGUUUGUGACGUUUGAAUCAUGCUGUGUCAUAAAGCAAACAGGAAGUGCCCUUCAGAAUAAGAGUCUGGGCUUUUUGGAAUAAACUCAGAAACAAAG
Messenger RNA from Poeciliopsis prolifica (blackstripe livebearer), 3563 nucleotides. It is a transcript of the gene csf1rb, whose product is annotated as colony stimulating factor 1 receptor, b. The record is from RefSeq and is a predicted model, not a curated record. The coding region runs from base 60 to 3116 and encodes 1018 amino acids. Gene Ontology annotation, biological process: cytokine-mediated signaling pathway; positive regulation of kinase activity; protein phosphorylation. The transcript has 22 exons. NCBI's taxonomy places the organism in Eukaryota, Metazoa, Chordata, Actinopteri, Cyprinodontiformes, Poeciliidae. Gene Ontology annotation, molecular function: macrophage colony-stimulating factor receptor activity; ATP binding; cytokine binding. Gene Ontology annotation, cellular component: signaling receptor complex; CSF1-CSF1R complex.